UGAAUUUGAGGAUGGGGAAAAUGGUGAGGAUGGAGCUGCCUCCCCCAGGAAUGUGGGCCACAACAUCUACAUACUCGCUCACCAGUUGGCUCGGCAUAACAAAGAACUUCAAACCAUGCUGAAACCUGGAGGACAGGUGGAUGGUGAUGAAGCUUUAGAGUUCUAUGCAAAGCACACGGCACAAAUUGAGAUUGUCAGACUGGACCGAACAAUGGAACAGAUUGUCUUCCCCGUGCCCAGCAUCUGUGAAUUCCUGACUAAGGAAUCCAAACUGCGAAUAUAUUACACCACAGAGCGGGAUGAGCAAGGCAGCAAGAUCAAUGACUUCUUCCUGCGCUCCGAGGACCUCUUCAAUGAAAUGAACUGGCAGAAGAAACUUCGAGCCCAGCCUGUCUUGUACUGGUGUGCCCGAAACAUGUCCUUCUGGAGCAGCAUCUCCUUCAACCUGGCCGUCCUAAUGAACCUGCUGGUGGCAUUUUUCUACCCAUUUAAAGGAGUGCGGGGAGGAACGUUAGAGCCACACUGGUCAGGCCUCCUGUGGACAGCCAUGCUCAUCUCUCUGGCAAUCGUCAUUGCUCUGCCCAAGCCCCAUGGCAUUCGGGCCUUAAUCGCUUCCACAAUCCUACGAUUGAUAUUUUCUGUUGGGUUACAGCCUACACUGUUUCUUCUGGGAGCUUUCAAUGUCUGCAAUAAAAUCAUCUCCUGUCACGGGCUGCGAAGGGGUGGAGUAGGAGAUGUGCUCAGGAAGCCAUCCAAAGAGGAGCCUCUGUUUGCCGCAAGGGUGAUCUACGACCUGCUGUUCUUCUUCAUGGUCAUCAUCAUCGUUAACCUGAUUUUUGGGGUCAUCAUCGACACCUUUGCUGACCUGAGGAGUGAGAAACAGAAGAAAGAAGAGAUCUUAAAGACCACAUGCUUCAUCUGUGGCUUAGAAAGAGACAAGUUUGACAAUAAGACUGUCACCUUUGAAGAGCACAUCAAAGAAGAACACAACAUGUGGCACUAUCUGUGCUUCAUCGUGCUGGUGAAAGUGAAAGACUCCACAGAAUACACCGGACCAGAGAGCUACGUGGCCGAGAUGAUCAGGGAAAGAAACCUCGAUUGGUUCCCCAGGAUGAGAGCCAUGUCCCUGGUCAGCAGUGAUUCUGAAGGGGAGCAGAACGAGCUGAGGAACCUGCAGGAGAAGCUGGAGUCCACCAUGAAGCUGGUCACCAAUCUUUCUGGCCAACUGUCGGAACUAAAGGACCAGAUGACAGAGCAGAGGAAGCAGAAGCAAAGAAUCGGCCUUCUAGGACAUCCUCCUCACAUGAAUGUCAACCCACAGCAGCCAGCCUAAAGCCAACAAGACGGAGGGACUGUAC
Peromyscus leucopus (white-footed mouse) is the source of this 1358-nucleotide messenger RNA. Its product is annotated as inositol 1,4,5-trisphosphate receptor type 1-like. Lineage: Eukaryota; Metazoa; Chordata; Mammalia; Rodentia; Cricetidae. The record is from RefSeq and is a predicted model, not a curated record. Gene Ontology annotation, cellular component: membrane. Gene Ontology annotation, biological process: transmembrane transport; calcium ion transport. Gene Ontology annotation, molecular function: monoatomic ion channel activity.